This is a messenger RNA of Poecilia latipinna (sailfin molly), 6234 nucleotides long. It is a transcript of the gene cbl, whose product is annotated as Cbl proto-oncogene, E3 ubiquitin protein ligase. The transcript has 16 exons. The record is from RefSeq and is a predicted model, not a curated record. NCBI's taxonomy places the organism in Eukaryota, Metazoa, Chordata, Actinopteri, Cyprinodontiformes, Poeciliidae. Gene Ontology annotation, cellular component: membrane raft; plasma membrane. Gene Ontology annotation, biological process: negative regulation of epidermal growth factor-activated receptor activity; cell surface receptor signaling pathway. Gene Ontology annotation, molecular function: ubiquitin protein ligase activity; phosphotyrosine residue binding; calcium ion binding. The coding region runs from base 732 to 3575 and encodes 947 amino acids.
ACAGGGGGAAAAAAAGAGGGGCUGCGCAUACACGUCACUGGGGGAAGCUGAAUACACUGGGCAAUGUUUAAUUCGCACAAUUAUUUAUUCACCCCUGUUCCCAUUUAUGACCACGGAGCCAUCACAGCUCGAAGUGCGACUUCCUCUUUGUGCUCGGUGUGAGGCGUAUGUCGUCACCCUCACCGCCCGCAGGGGAGCGCUGACACUGUCACACCGCCGCUGAACUUCCCGUCAAGACGCGGCACGGGCGAAAAGAGCUGCUGUUCUGAGAAAAAGGGGAACGACAGCGGGGCUUGUCAAGAAGAGAGGACACACUUAAGUCCUCAAGGCGUCUGGUCACAGAAAGGGUGCUAUUGUCCUCCAGCCGAUGGCGAGCAGAGGCGGUUCUGCUAAUUAGCCUGCGUUGGUCCCUGCAGAAAGGGAUAGGAGAGCGGGGCUGCUAGCUGCAACAGCAGGGUUUAAGGGGGCCGUUGUACACAUUUCCUCCGCAGUCUGGACAUUUCUCCUGUUAACUGGUUUUAUUCCUAAUGAUGGGGUCCUUCAGCGGAUAGUACCCUCCCACCCUUCCGUUUAACCCCACCGUCGCACCCUGGCUCGGAUUCGCCCCUCGGGCGCUGUCCUCGCAGGGGGGUAACGGGUUCACCAUCGCCCGGUAGAGCUAACUACAGGCGGCGGUUUGGUCUUCGUGACCCUUGGCCGCCCUGCCCCUCUGUCCCUAACCGAGUCGGAACAUGGCAGGGAACCUGAAGAAAGGUGGGGGGAUUAUCGGAAUGAUGAAGGAUGCCUUCCAGCCACACCAUCACCACCUCCACUCCCAUCACCAGCCCGGGGCCGUCGACAAGAAAACUGUGGAGAAAUGCUGGAAGCUGAUGGACAAGGUGGUGCGGCUGUGCCAAAACCCCAAACUGGCUCUGAAGAACAGCCCCCCUUACAUCCUCGACCUGCUGCCAGACACGUACCAGCACCUGCGCACCAUCCUGUCUCGCUACGAGGGCAAGAUGGAGACUCUGGGAGACAACGAGUACUUCCGGGUCUUCAUGGAGAACCUGACCAAGAAGACCAAGCAGACCAUCAGCUUGUUCAAGGAAGGCAAGGAGCGCAUGUACGAGGAGAAUUCGCAGCCCAGACGAAACCUCACCAAGCUGUCGUUGAUCUUCAGUCACAUGCUGGCUGAGCUGAAAGCCAUCUUCCCCAAUGGCCUGUUUCAAGGUGUCAGCUUCCGCAUAACCAAAGCUGAUGCUGCAGAGUUCUGGACCCGCGCCUUCGGAGACAAAACCAUUGUGCCUUGGAAGGUGUUCCGUCAGUCUCUCCAUGAGUUUCAUAACAUCAGCUCUGGUCUGGAGGCCAUGGCUCUCAAGUCCACCAUAGACCUUACCUGCAACGAUUAUAUCUCAGUGUUUGAGUUCGACAUCUUCACUCGGCUAUUCCAGCCUUGGUCAUCCCUGCUGCGAAACUGGAACAGCUUGGCUGUUACUCACCCAGGGUACAUGGCCUUCCUCACAUACGAUGAGGUCAAAGCUCGGCUGCAGAAAUUCAUCCACAAGCCUGGCAGUUAUAUCUUCCGACUGAGUUGCACUCGACUGGGCCAGUGGGCCAUCGGUUACGUGACAGCCGAUGGGAAUAUUCUCCAAACCAUUCCCCAUAACAAGCCCCUCUUCCAGGCCCUCAUUGAUGGUUUCAGAGAAGGCUUCUAUUUAUUCCCCGAUGGCCGGACUCAGAACCCCGAUCUGAUGGGUCUGUGUGAGCCUUCACCUCAAGACCACAUUAAAGUCACACAGGAACAAUAUGAGCUGUACUGUGAGAUGGGCUCCACUUUCCAGCUCUGUAAAAUCUGCGCGGAGAAUGACAAAGAUGUGAAGAUCGAGCCCUGUGGCCAUCUGAUGUGCACCUCCUGUCUCACCGCCUGGCAGGAGUCGGAGGGUCAGGGAACGGGAUGCCCCUUCUGCCGGUGUGAGAUUAAAGGUACAGAGCCGAUUGUCGUAGAUCCUUUUGACCCCAAGGACAACAGCGGGGGCUCAAGUCGGGCCGCCAUGGGAGCCGAGGGAGCUCCAUCGCCAAGCUACGACGACGACGAUGACGACAGACUUGAAGACCCCCACCUGGUGAUGAGCAAACUUGCUGGCACAAAGGUGGACCGCCCCCCAUCGCCUAUGUCCAUGCCCCCUCAGUCAUCUCUUCCCCCAGUGCCUCCCAGACUUGACUUGUUACCACACAGACCUCCAAACCCCCCUGGUGCCUCCAGUCCAGGGGCCACCAGUAAGGCAGCAACACAUCACAAAGACAAGCCUCUUCCACUUCCCCCUGCACUGCGGGACCUCCCCCCUCCCCCUCCUCCAGACAGACCCCACGCAGGCGGGGCGGCUCCAGAAGCUCGGCAUCCAAGACGGCCCCUACCCUGCACUCCAGGGGAGCCCCUUCGAGAUAAGCUCCCUCCCACUCCCCCGAACCGUCCUAUGGCUGACUGGAACUCCAGACCCGUUCCCAAAGCUCCCACCCCCUCUUCUUCAUCGUCUUCACCAUCCUCCUCGUCCACCCACGUGCCCAGCCUGGGGGGCGACCUCAGAGCAGGUGUCAGGGAGCUCUCCAACAGACACUCCCUCCCCUUGGCGCUGCCCUCUGCGCUGGACAACCGCGCCGACUCUCAGAAGAACAACAGCUCCCUCAGUCUGGACCAGCAGCUGAAUUUUGUUGACAUAGCUUCUCAAGAUUACGACAACCCCAAAGUGAAACCAUCAGCCUCGGCCAAUGCCAUCUACUCACUGGCAAACAGGUCGUCUCAAGGUUUGAGGCAAGUGCCUGGAGAGGAGGCGUGUGACAGCGAGGAAGACUCUGAGUACAUGAUCCCUUCAUCUCGCCCCAUUGCCGUCCCAUCAGUACCAGACACCCUACAAGUCCAAAGGCCCCCUCACCCUCUGACACAGACUCAAGCCCCUGCAGUCAACUCGCGGCUCACGCUAGGUGCAGAGGUCGGGCUGAUAUCGUAUGAAGCCAUGUACAGCGUCCAGCCGAGGUCACAGCAAGCCAGAGAUUCAGAUUACUCAGAGCUGCCUCCCCUGCCGGUCACCAACGGGCCCAGAGACCACGCAGCGGAGGAUAGAGAGGAAGAGGAUAACGGCUACGACUUCCCAAAGCCCCGGCUACCACAGCCCCCUGCUCGGCGGACCUUCUCAGAAAUGGGGGGUUCUCUGUCUUCAUCUUCAUCCUCCUCAUCGUCGUGCUCGUCCUCCGUGGCAGCCUUUAACCGCCUUUCCCUAGAUUCAGAUUUUGGAGCUGCGGCAUCUGCUUUAGAGCCAGCCGAAGCACCGGAGAGACCUCCAAAGCCGCUGCCCAGACGGAUCAACUCAGAACGCCGCCACAGCCCCGUCCCGCCUGUGCCCGCUCCGCCCGGCGGCGGCGCAGCGGGUGGGGAAGCCAACCCCCUGAUCAGCAGCGAGAUCGAGCACCUCAUGAGUCAGGGCUACUCCUACCAGGACAUCCAGAAAGCUCUGAUGAUUGCACAGAACAAUAUAGAAAUGGCCAAGAACAUCCUGCGUGAGUUCGUCUCUGUUCCCUCCACCGCCCACAUUUUCACAUAGCAGAUUGUGGCGCCCACGAAUCGCGGUUUGCUCUCUUUGCCCUAGCUUGGCUCAGCCUGGUUUGGUUUUGGUCGGCACAGACCCGACCAGAAAAGCCUACUGCCUCCAGGACUACGUAAAGUGCUCCCCUCCCCGACCCCCCUCCCACCAAACCCUCCUGUGGUUUCUGACCUGGCUGUUACUCAACAAGCUCACAGUAUCUGCAGGAAUCUGCGCCAGGCACUCCAUGCGCUUUCAAAAGUGUCAUGCUCUUUUUGUUUUCUUUCUCUUUUCUCUUCGAGUGUUUGGUUUCAGGAGCAUCUCCUCGGGAUCGCCCAAACGCGGCGAUCCGAGACUUUCAUAGGAAUCUGGCGAAGACAGACUCUCAUCUUUCUUGUUGAAGCCUCUCGCUGAAAAUAUAAUCAACACCUCACAAGGAAAACUAAAAGUGUAUGUCUAUAUGAGAAUUUAAUAUAUAAGUAAGUAUAUAUUAAAUGUGUGUAAUAUAUACAGUACGUGCAUAAAUAAUAUGUGAAAAUGGUUCAGAUUGGAGGGUUGCUCUUGGUACCACUGCAGGGAUGGCGGGGAGGUGCGGGGGGACAGGAGUCGGAUUACGGGAAGACAGGAAGGAAGAGGAAGGACGAAUCGGGCGUCUUCCUCACCAGGAUGCGUUAGUCAGCAGAACCUUGGAAAACGUGCAGCAGAGCUUUUCAUCUUGACUUUAGUCGGAUACGGCCUUUAAUUAACGUUGCUUUGGUACUUUUUUUUUUUUUUUACAUAAAAAAAAACAGCAAGCGUGUCGUUGUUUUGUUUGUAGCAUGAUGAUGAUUUCAGGUCUGGACAUGUUGCUGGCUGCUUGUGUGUUUUGUGUACGUGAGCAUGGUUGCCUCUGUGUGUGUGUGUGGGUGUGUGUGUGUGUUUGCCAGACUUUUUACUCCACUCGUCCUCCUCUCGGAUGAAGCCCCUCCCUCUCCUGUCCGUCUCAACAUGAAUGUGUACUCCAGUCCGCGUACUUGGACUCGCGCUCUGUUAAUGUACUACUGCUCUAAGUUAUAAGGCAGGGCCUGGUGUAGCCACAGAGGCUAGCAGACAGGCUAGUUGUUGCGUGAUCUGUGGUGGCUCACAUGUUUUCUUUCUGUUGUCUGAACUCACUGGCUGGACCGGGUUUCUGUCUCCAGCUGAGUCCAGUGUUACAAAACAAAAACGAAAAGAAAAAAAAAAGACUUUCUUUGAUAAUAUAUUGUUGUUAUAUGAUCAUAAAUAUUGUUGGUAUAAUUAAUUCAGAAGUGUUUCACUGCUGCUAUUAUUGUUAGUGCUAAACAAUUAAAGCCUUAAAUGUACAUUUGUGAAUACUCUGUUUAACCGUCAUCCUGCUUCUUUAAAGUGACAGUAUCAUUUGUCCUUCCAGUUCAUAAUGUAGCAUACUUGAAAAGUAUACGCAGCUCGUGAGCCUGCAGCCCUCUCAAGCUGUCGACCUGUUUAGUAUUUUUAACAUUUAGUUCUGUUCUUUCUUUUGUGUAUACACAAGGUUCCUACACGACCGGUGAAAAGGUUGAAAUUUGAUUUUUGCAUUUAAAGUUCGAUUUAUGUGUUUGAGGUCCUAGACUAUCAUAAGUAUUUCCAUUAUCUAAAAGAUACAAAUCUGAAUAUCAGGAGAACAAAAAUUGGCUUUUUUAUACGUUUGAAUCAGCAUAUUUAAGGAAAAUUCACAGAGUAAAUAAUGAUAAAGGGCUAUUUCAGUGUCUUUUUGGUAACUGGUUCCACGUGACUUUAGAAGUUCAUAAAAUUGCAAUACUACUAAUUGGACGCUGUGAUAAUUGAGAUUACCUAUAUUUUCAGCACUUUUCUGUAAUCAUGAAAAGCCCACCACUCUUUAGGCUUUCCUGUAUAAGCACUGCAUGAGGUGUGCUACUUCAUCCAUUCAAUUUAUACAAGCAAGUAAAAGAUUCUAAUACAUGUAGGAUCAUAUAAUUCAGAUUUGACAAGUCUAGAUGUUAAGAUCCAGUUGGUCCAGAAGCCAAACACUGAAUCUAUCGGUCCCAUGUAGGUAACUAAGACUUAAGUGGGUCGCACGUAUACGUCCACGUCUCUUAUAGGUGGAAAGAUUUCUACAUGUCCAGCGUUAUUUCUUUCUUAAAAGUGGCAAAAAAAAUGGUGAAGUUGCCACUUUUCUUCCACUUGGUUGCCAGGUGUUGAAAGGGCUACAUUGCAUUUCUUACUAGAAUAAUUGCACCAGGUUCUUUUCACAGUAUUUUGGCCCCCUGUGCUCUCCAAGGUCAGGGCCCUUUGAGCAAGUCUUUUACCCCUCUUUAAAAUCAACCAACUAGUUACACUCCUUUAGUUCUCCUGCUAAGAAUGUCUUUUUUUUGUGACUAGAAAAAUGUCCAAACGACCAAAUUAGUCUUUCAACGAAUAAUAGAAGAAACCAUCUUUAAGCCAGCUUUAAGGCCGUGAGCAGCAACAUAUAUUGGGUUUUAGAGAUUAUGAAAAAGAGUUGAUCAAAGUCGACCCAGAAGCCCAAAAAAGCAGCGAAAUAGCCCUUUACCACUCUGCGAAAUUAGAAGCCAUCUUCAGUGUUGUAUGAUUUAAAGAUCUGUGAAAUAUAAACUUAUGUACAGUAGUAAUGAGUAAAUUAUUUUUACUCAAUGCCCCAGAGUUUUUUCUAAAAAAAAAAAAAAAA